Messenger RNA from Penicillium chermesinum, 888 nucleotides. RefSeq names its product DUF3129 domain-containing protein. NCBI's taxonomy places the organism in Eukaryota, Fungi, Ascomycota, Eurotiomycetes, Eurotiales, Aspergillaceae. The transcript is spliced from 6 exons. Bases 1 to 888 code for a protein of 295 amino acids. The record is from RefSeq and is a predicted model, not a curated record.
AUGAAGCUCCUGGCGAUCACGUCUCUCCUGUUGUUCGCUACGAACCAAGCAGCUGCACAUGGCCUGAUAACUCGUAUCAAUGGUGCGAAUGGAGUUCAAAUGCCAGGCCUGACAGUUAUCGACGGCACUCCUCGUGACUGCCCUUCUUCUGCAUGUGGCGGCCAGAAGGACACUGCGGUAAUCCGGGAUCAGGAGAUGGGCAGUGUCAAGGCGUCGGCACUAGGCCGCACUUUAAGCUCCGGUCCUGUGGAUCCUAAGAGAGUGAUCAUGAACUUCAUGACGCCUCAAACUGCGGCGCGGACACACGCUCGACAAUUCCUGAACGCCCGUCAAGUACUGAACGAUGCCGCGAGCGUCAUUACCAAUGCUGGAGGAGCUAUCCUCAACGGCGCGCAGGAUAUUGCUGAUAAAACCCCGUUUGGUGGCGCUAUCAAAGGUGCGCAGUCAGCUGUCGAUGAUGUGGCGGGAGCUAUGCCCGGAGAUAAACCUGGCGCGACUACGCCCGAGGGUACUGUGGAAACAGGCAUCAAGGACUUCGCCGGCAAGGGAGUGGACAAGGGCCUGCCCACUAUGUCGGAGGACGGAGUCAUCACAAUGAUUUAUCAUCAGGUGAAUCAGGAUGGAGCAGGCCCAUUAUCGGCAGAAAUCGAUGCGACGAGUGCGGGUGCCGACCCCAAGGCUUUCAAGUCAGCCAAAGUCAUCCAGAAUAUUCCUGGGGUUGCCGGGUUCUCGACUUCUAGUACCAUGGACUACGAGGUCAAAGUCCAAGUUCCUUCGGGGAUGAAGUGCACCGGUGUUAUUGGCGACAUCAAAGAUAUUUGCAUUGUGCGGGUCAGGAACAAUGCCAUUUCAGGCCCCUUUGGGGGCUCUGCGGCGUUCACAAAUUGA